Messenger RNA from Fusarium sp. VM40, 375 nucleotides. Lineage: Eukaryota; Fungi; Ascomycota; Sordariomycetes; Hypocreales; Nectriaceae. The record is from the annotation of a GenBank genome assembly.
AUGCUCUUGUUUAUAUCUAACACUUGUCCUGUAGGUGGCGCCCCUAAAGCCCUCCAAACCGUGUUUCAAGAUUUAUCCGCGUUUCUUAAGGCUCCCGAUGAGACUAAGAAAGCUCAACGUAUGAGGGCUCUUAAAGAAUCUUUCACCAAACUCGAGAACUACCAGCGUGAUCAUGGCUUGAUUAAAUUCGAUUUCGGUCCUCGACCUGCUUGUCCUAUUGGUCUCGAUAGUCGCCAUUUCGCCAAACUUCGUCGCAUCGACAAUCUUUUGAACAGGGCUCAGAUACAUUCUGAACUUCUAGUCCGCCUUCGAAAGGAUGUUGAAAUUGUUCUGGACGACCUCGCGCAAAUUCCCGUGGAAGACAAACAGAAGUAG